Molecule: messenger RNA, 6208 nt
Organism: Pangasianodon hypophthalmus (striped catfish)
Lineage: Eukaryota; Metazoa; Chordata; Actinopteri; Siluriformes; Pangasiidae
Gene: slka
Product: STE20-like kinase a
Exons: 19
Coding region: 828-4358 (1176 amino acids)
Biological process (GO): protein phosphorylation
Molecular function (GO): ATP binding; protein serine/threonine kinase activity
Source: RefSeq, a predicted model, not a curated record
GGCAGUGCGCAUGCGCAGACUCUUUCUUCAUCACCGCUGUGCGCGCGCCUUCUCCAUCCAGCGACGGCUCCUCAUCUAUUUUCAGAAGUUAGACUGAAACAGACUGAGCUUUUCCUGUCAGUGAGGAUGGGCGCUUUGAAUCAACACAGCAACCUGUUCUGCCGGGCGGAGUAAUGUGAUAUGUCUGGUAAUAGGCUAGAGUAGUGCGGGUUCUUGUUUUAGGCCUAUUUUAUUUCUCUUUCUGUAACCAGGAACAGGCUGGAGAGAGGCGGCGCGGCUGGGCCGUGACUGUCUGUGUGGCUUGACUGGAAGCUAGCUGUAGCAGCUUUCCGAGCAGUUUGGACUUCAGCAUCCGUUUUCUUCCGUUUGGACUCCUUAUAUUUGUUUGAUAAAUACACGGUUUUAUUGAUUUGCACCUAUUGUCUGACAAGGUGAAGCGAAAUUUCUUUUGAAAGUGGAUUUUCUCGAAGAAGGACCAGCUCUCAUUUUACUGCUAAACCCGAGAAAAUAACUGAAGGAGAGGACUACUAUUUUGUAUCGACGGUCGGAUGAUUCAGUACCGUUAUGGACAUGUUUAUGGAUGUAGCUUACACACUUUAUCACAACUGCUCACUUCUCAGUAGGCUAGUAAUUUCCGGCACAUCCAACAUAAAGUAGAGAUAAGUCUAUCUUGUGCUUUUAACUGCAGUGUAAUUAUUAUUAUUAUUAUUAUUAUUAUUAUUAAAUGCGUGGCAAGAGCUAGCUAGCUAGUUAGCAAACUUAGUUGAAUUAAGGGUUAGUUAGUUUUAGUUAUUUAUUUAACAGAUUCUCCUCGAGCGGUAAAAAAGAUGUCGUUUUUCAACCUGCGGAAGAUAUUUAAGCUUGGCAUCGACAAGAAGAAGAAACAAUACGAACACGUUCACAGAGACGUGAAUCCGGAGGAAGUGUGGGAGAUUGUGGGAGAGCUCGGAGAUGGAGCCUUUGGGAAGGUCUACAAGGCUCAGAACAAGCAAACAGGCGUACUUGCAGCUGCUAAAGUGAUUGACACCAAGACAGAGGAGGAGCUGGAAGACUACAUGGUUGAGAUAGAUAUCCUUGCUUCCUGUGACCAUCAGUACAUUGUCAAACUGCUUGACGCAUUCUACUUUGAGAGCAAGUUAUGGAUACUUAUUGAGUUUUGUGCAGGAGGUGCAGUCGAUGCUGUCAUGUUGGAGCUGGAGCGGCCACUGACAGAGCCACAGAUCCGUGUGGUGUGUAAACAGACCCUAGAAGCCCUGGCUUAUCUUCAUGAGAAUAAGAUCAUCCACAGAGACUUGAAAGCUGGAAACAUUCUGUUUUCUUCAGAUGGUGACGUCAAGCUGGCUGACUUUGGAGUGUCUGCGAAAAACACUAGGACUCUACAAAGAAGAGACUCUUUCAUUGGGACUCCUUACUGGAUGGCCCCUGAAGUGGUGAUGUGUGAGACAUCAAAAGACAGACCGUAUGACUACAAAGCGGACAUCUGGUCCCUUGGGAUCACACUGAUCGAGUUGGCACAGAUUGAGCCUCCCAAUCACGAGAUGAACCCUAUGAGAGUCCUGCUCAAAAUAGCCAAGUCUGAGCCCCCUACACUCAUGCAGCCCUCCCGAUGGUCUCCAGAGUUCAGUGAUUUCCUGAAGAAAGCUCUGGAUAAGAAUGUAGACCACAGAUGGAGCUCAACACAACUCCUACAGCAUCCAUUUGUUUUAAGUGUAAAUGAUAACAGACCUCUGCGUGAGCUGAUUGCUGAAGCUAAAGCAGAAGUGUUUGAGGAGUUUGAGGAAGGCAAAGAAGAAGAGGAAGAAGAGGAGACAGACACACAGAUGGAUGUGCGGGGACAUAAGCGUGCACUGUCUGAAAUCAGCGCUGGCAGCUUAGAGGACGAGAAGCUUUCUGAGAAUGCGUCUAUGCUGGAAUCAGUCACUGAGAUAGCUGAGCCACAGGCAAAACCCAAAACAGCUGAGGACAGUAAGAGGAGCUCAGCUGUGGUUCUGGAUUCCUCUGAUCCUGACCAUGCUGAUGAAGAGAGCAGAAAGGCAGCUGCAACUGCAGACCUCAGUCCUAAAGACUCGCAUGCUGGAGACAAGAGUGUGUCAAGCCAGGAAGAAAUCCAGACUUCAGAAAGCACUGCUGAGGAGAAGAUUCCUGAAGUUCCAGAGACCCAGAAAGAUGCUGUCCAGAAGACCGUGACUGUCAGUGAAGAGACUGGAGAGGAGGAGAAGGAGCAGACUAGGAUGAAUGAACCUACUGAGAGCUGUGAGGAAGAAAAGGAAAUGGUGGAUGAACAAAAAGAUCAGCAGGUCGAGAAGAAAGAGGAAAUGAAGCCAGAACUCUUAGUAGAGGAAUGUUCUGAACCUGUGGAAAUAACUGAACCACAGAACACUCUCCCUGAAGAAGCUGUUACUGAAGAGGGUGAGGUGUGUAUGGAUGACACAGGAAAGACAAAGAACUUGGUUGAGACUGAAGGAGUGACAGAGAAGAGGAAAGAGGAUGUACAGCAAGAGAAAGUGGGAGAAGAAACUGGUGUUGAUAUGCCUGCAGAGGAGGAAAAGGAAGAGGUGGAAGAAAAGAAGCUCCAGCCAGAAGCUGAAGAGGACCAACCUAAAAAUGAAGUAGAUGCUAAGGAGUCUAUACAAGUGGAAAACAAAACAGAGUCAGUGACCAAUACAGUUAUUAAAGAUACACCUGCUGAGACAGAGAAAAUGGUGAAUGAAAGUAAGACCUCUAUGGAUGUGUCACCUGCCAUUAUCAUUAAUGGAGAAAAGGAUGAGGUAGACCAUAUGUCAAAGAAAACCCCAGAAACAAAUAAUGAGCAAUCUGCAUCCCCUGAAGCAUCUACAGAGGAUGAGGUAGACCAGAACAGAGCUGUGUCAAUUAAACCCGAUAUUGAGAAGGAUUCUGAUUCAGGAAGCAGCUCUGCAGCAGAUACCAACAGCAUUGACAUGAACCUUUCUAUCUCCAGCUUCCUGUCCAGAAGUAAAGACGGAUCUAUUUCUGUACAGGAUGCCAAAUACCAGAAGAAGACUCUGAAAAAGACGCGCAAGUUUAUGGUGGAUGGGGUGGAGGUCAGCGUCACCACUUCAAAAAUAGUUACUGAUAAUGACACCAAGAAUGAAGAACUGCGGUUUUUAAGGCGUCAGGAGCUGCGUGAGCUGAGGCUGCUACAGAAGGAGGAGCAAAGAGCCCAUCAACAGCUUACCAAUAAGCUGCAGCAGCAGAAAGAGCAACUGUUCCGGCGCUUUGAGCAGGAGAUGACAGUAAAGAAGCGUCAGUAUGACCAAGAAGUGGAGAACCUAGAGAAGCAGCAGAAGCAGACUGUUGAGCGUAUGGAACAAGACCACACCAAUCGUCUGAGGGAUGAGGCUAAGAGGAUCAAAUCUGAGCAAGACAAGGAGCUCUCCAAGUUCCAGAACAUGCUAAAGAAUCGCAAGAAAGAGGUCAAACAGGAGAUCGGCAUGUCCCCCAAACACAUGAGAAAAGAGCUUAUGAAACGCUUAAAGGAAGACCUCGUUGUUAUUCAGCAAGAAGAGGAACAGGAGUUUCUGCAGAAGCAACAGCAGGAACUGGAUGGCGCUCUGAAGAAGAUCAUCCAGCAGCACAAACUAGAGAUCGCCACCAUAGAAAGAGAUUGCCUCAACCAUAAGCAGCAGCUUAUGAGAGCGCGUGAGGCAGCCAUGUGGGAGUUGGAGGAGCGCCACCUGCAGGAGAAGCACCAGUUGCUGAAGCAGCAGCUGAAAGAUCAGUACUUCAUGCAGAGGCACCAGCUCCUAAAAAGACAUGACAAGGAGAUGGAGCAGAUGCAGGGUUAUAACCAGCGCCUGAUAGAAGAGAUGAAAAACAGGCAGGCUCAGGAGAGAGCUCGACUACCAAAGAUCCAGCGCAGUGACGCAAAGACUCGUAUGGCCAUGUUUAAGAAAAGUCUGCGCAUCACUGGCACAGGAACUCCGGAACAGGACAGAGAGAAAAUUAAGCAGUUUGCUGCACAGGAGGAGAAGAGACAGAAGAAUGAGCGACUUCAUCAGCACCAGAAGCAUGAGAACCAGAUGAGAGACCUUCAGCUUCAGUGUGACUCCAACAUCAGAGAGCUUCAACAGCUACAGAAUGAGAAGUGCCAUGUGCUAAUUGAGCAUGAGACUCAGAAGCUGAAGGAGCUGGAUGAGGAGCACAGUCAAGAGCUUAAAGACUGGAGAGAGAAACUUCGUCCCAGGAAGAAGGCUCUUGAAGAAGAGUUCACUCGGAAGAUGCAAGAACAGGAGGUCUUCUUUAAAAUGAGUGGGGAAUCAGAAUGCCUGAACCCCACUGCCCAAAGCAGAGUUUCUAAAUUCUACCCUAUUCCUAGUGUCCAUUCCUCUGGUUCAUAACCCAGAUCAUAUGAGGCAGCAGAAGGCUCUGUAGGUGCAACAUCAGCCUGGUGCGCCUUCUCUGUCUGAACUUCCACUGUAUGUGACUGGAGGAACAUUGGAUUGAAGUUAAUGAAGUUCACCUGAAUAUGGAGGGGACUAAACAGCAUUUCAGCAAUGGAAAACGAGUUAAUUAGUAAAUUGCCCACUCUUAAACUAUGAAUCCAAUGGAUUAAUAUUUUAUUUCUUUUUCUGUAGGCUGCUGGGAGUUUUGCAUGGCUAUGGCACUAGAAGAGAUUAGACACACACACACUUUUGUCUUGGGAAAUUGGGAAAAAGCAUCAGCUGACUAAAGUCUGUACAAGGUCUAUGAUGUAUGAUUUCCACUACGAUUAUGGUCUAACUUGGUAAUGUAUCCCCUGAAUCAUUGAAACUGUAGAAGACCAACAACCUUGUCAGUGUGUGUAUGUGUGUCUGUGUGUGUAUAUGACGCACAGAUGUAUGCCUUGUAUCAAAUUGAGCUGCCUUUUCUUACGUCUCGGAUAACUUGCUUUUCACUGUUUUCCACUGUUUGAGAGUCUUCAGUUUCUUAUUGUUUCUGUGUUGUUUCAGCAAAUGCAUUUUUAUGGCCUGUCAUAACUCCAGUAUAAUAAACAUUAGACCUUACAACAGCCAUAACUGAGGGAAGGUGAGAUGUUAAUGAGGGCUACCUUUUUCUCUACAUACAGAUAUAAAAGCAUAUUGUACAAGUUCUACUAGAUGUUGUGAAAUAUCAGAAGCAACUUCUCAUAUGCGCACAAUAUUAAACCUGUCUCUAAACUAGCAGCUGUGCAGUUUCUAAGUAUACAAGAAAGGAAGUGGGUUACUUAUGUUAUAGCCUCAAAAGGAAACUUGAGGUUGCAGGUUAACUGAGAAUGUAAUUUUUCACUGUUUGAGAAAGGAAGAAGAGGGUGACUGUAUAAUUACCUAUGUGUUAUGUCCAGUGCUUUCUUUAUGAAGAAUUAAUUAUACAAAGUGUAAACUUGCACAUAUUACUCUGUUUACUAUGGUUCGUUUGAACUUUUUGUUGAUGGGGAUGGCUCUGGUAUUUGGAUGUAUAGCAGUGUGAGAAUGUUCAUUGCCUUCCAUUGUUUUGUUUUUUUUUGAAUAACUAUUUCUUUGUAUCUAUUUCUGUCAUGCAAGAAUGCCACUAGUGCAUAAAUUCUGCUAUGCGGCUCAUGCAUAUGUGGCCUAAUCCUGCAUCAUUUCAAGUUACAUGUCAUGCAGACUUGACACAGCUCUUCCGAUUUAGGGAUCAAGAAGGCUGCUUUAGACGGUUUUCUGCUUAGCAACGGGGAGAGUGACGACAAAAUGAGUUCCCAGCAUGCUCUGUGUGCAGCCAACAACUGGUACCAGACUCCCAGCAGCAGGAGCACAUCUGCACUGAGAAACAGUGCUUUUAGCAGAUGCAUCUUAUUUUAUUGUUUUGUUCUUUUCUGAUUUUUUUUUUUUUUUGUCAGAAAUACAUAUUCAGUGCAUUUUCUGUACAACAUUUACAAUGCUGGCAUAUGUGUCCAUACUACUCUUGCAUGCUGAAUCCUGAAUGCUGGAUUUGACUAAGAACUGGAGCUCUAUGGACUUUACUCUCUUUAAGUCCCAUUUUAUGCUAGUAACGGCUUCGGUUGAAACCCUAGAGCUGCAUAUGAUGCGUCACAGAUCAGGAUCUUUGCCACUGGGAUAGCAACAAGUUAUCCUGGGGAUUUUAUUUGACUGGACAGUGGAAUUUAAACCUUGUGGCACUUAGGUGGUCUAAAGCAUUUUUAAAAUUGAUUUGGCUGAUAUACUGAAUAGCUCAUGUUAUGCUGUAAAUAAAAUCUUACCAUUGUAUUUUA